Messenger RNA from Artibeus jamaicensis (Jamaican fruit-eating bat), 602 nucleotides. RefSeq names its product claudin domain containing 2 (gene CLDND2). Bases 64 to 564 code for a protein of 166 amino acids. Gene Ontology annotation, cellular component: plasma membrane. The record is from RefSeq and is a predicted model, not a curated record. NCBI's taxonomy places the organism in Eukaryota, Metazoa, Chordata, Mammalia, Chiroptera, Phyllostomidae. The transcript is spliced from 4 exons.
CAGGAGGGGUGGUGGCCCGUCAUUCAUGUGGGGGCCCCCCUCCCCCACAGCAGCCUCCCUGGCAUGGGGGUGAAGCGGAGCCUUCAGAGCGGUGGCACCCUACUGGGUUUCUUGGCCAACAUCCUCAUGAUUCUCUCCACUUCCACCAACUACUGGAUCCGCUUCCCGGGGGGUCACAGCGGCCUGUGGCAGGAUUGUAACGGUGGCAUCUGCUCUAACAUCCCCUGCCAGACCAUGCUGGCGGUGACCGGGGCAUGCAUGGUGCUGGCGGCGGGCUCCAGCAUCGUGGGCUUGAUGAUGGGGCUGCGGAUUGUGUGUCACGAGAGCGACUCGCGGGGCCAGACUACGAGCGCUAUCUUCUUCCUCUGCGGCUUGCUGCUGCUGAUCGCUUUGACAGGCUACACCGUAAAGAAUGCGUGGAAAAGCGACGUCUUCUUCUCCUGGUCCUAUUUUUCGGGGUGGCUGGCUUUACCGUUCUGUAUUCUCGCCGGCUUCUGCUUCCUGAUGGCGGACAUGAUCGUGCAGAGUACAGAAGCCAUCGGUGGGUUUCCUGUGUGCUUGUGACCGCAGCCUGCCUGGGGCAGAAUAAAGGAACGGCUCAA